AUGCAAGAACGAAUCAGAAAAUAUGAAAACGAUAUAUUAAAAGCCAACCUGGCUGCUACAGACAACCUACCGACAAGAGAUACAGAUUCAGAUAUUGAAGAUAUCGAUGGGUUGUUGGAGGAGCUUGAGAAUGAAGAAGAUGAUUUCUUGAGCAGAUAUAGAGAGCAAAGGAUGGACGAAAUAUCAAGACACCUGAAAGAAGUGGAAAGGAAUGUACAGGAGGAUAAUUAUGGGAUCGUGGAAUUGAUGACGGAUGAAUCCGAACUGAUCGAGAGAAGCACAAAUACGGCCAGAAUCAUCAUACAUUUCCAAUUGGAGCAUUUCGAGAAAUGUAGGAUCAUGAAUGAUAGACUAGAUGAGCUAGCGAAAAAAUAUUUAUCAACAAAGUUUGUUAAAAUAGAAGUAUCUAAUUGUCCGUUUUUGGUUUCAAAGCUUAAUAUCAAAGUGCUUCCCUUAGUAGUUGGUUAUAGAAAUGGGUUGGAAAGUACGAAAUUGAUUGGAUUUAGUCAAUUGGGGAACGAUAGUAAAGGGUUUCCUCUAUCCAGGUUAGAGAAUAUCUUGAUAUCGUCCAAGUUGAUAAAAUUAUUUUCUCAAACUGAAAGAAAACCCAAUAGAGAUGAUGAGGAUAGCGACCUUGAUAUAUAA
Molecule: messenger RNA, 645 nt
Organism: Huiozyma naganishii CBS 8797
Lineage: Eukaryota; Fungi; Ascomycota; Saccharomycetes; Saccharomycetales; Saccharomycetaceae
Gene: PLP1
Product: Plp1p
Exons: 1
Coding region: 1-645 (214 amino acids)
Cellular component (GO): cytoplasm
Source: RefSeq, a predicted model, not a curated record